UGAGUGUUCCUACUUAGUAGUUAUCGUUGAAGACUUUGAAGGACUUUAUCCGGGGAGGUUGGGAGGAGCAGGUGCACAGCUAACGGAACUCCCAUCCGCUGUCAUUUGCAACUUGUCGGACAGAGGAGCCACAACUCUACGGCUCAGCAUUGAAAGAGGAUGUGUGUAGUAUAACUAAGCUACCUGUAUAGAGACUGACAGGAAAUCCAAGGACAAUAUCUGCUCUGGCUUUCUCUCUCUUGAUAUAAUCCCUAUGUGACAAAUGACAACCUGUAGUGCUGUCUGUCACGUGUCCAACUAUAUCUGAGGGUGGCCCCUCAGCAGUAGGAAGAGGUCCUCUGGAUACAUUUGUCGAUGGAUACCUUGGGAAUGGUGGGCGACGGCUGCCUGUCACCAGACAACUACCAUGACAUGCUGAAGGGAGGGGGGUCUAGCGGAGGAGGCCGGGUCCACAGCAUCGAUGUGAUCUUGGGCUUCAGUAAGGACCAGGACCCUCUGCUGACCCCUGUGGGGGACGUGGGGGCCCAUAAUGUGGCCACUGAAGGCCUGGAGGACCACCAGGAGAAGCAGGUCAAGUCAGACCCUUACGGACAGCUGGCCAGCCUGGGGGACAGCACACAGCACUCUGACUUCCACGAGUCAGGCCUUUUCUCCAGUGAUAAGUGUGAUGGGGACCUGGGGGACCUCCAGAAGGGGUUGGACAGCGACAGGGGGAAGUCACCUGAGCCACCAGAGGAAGACCACCCCAGGAAGAAGCACCGGCGUAACCGCACCACCUUCACCACCUACCAACUCCAUGAGCUGGAGCGGGCCUUUGAGAAGUCCCACUACCCUGACGUCUACAGCAGAGAAGAGCUGGCCAUGAAGGUUAACCUCCCAGAGGUUCGCGUACAGGUAUGGUUCCAGAACCGUCGGGCUAAGUGGAGACGUCAGGAAAAGAUGGACUCCAGCUCCUUGAAGCUCCACGACUCCCCCAUGCUGUCCUUCAACCGGCCGCCCAUGCCCUCCAACAUGGGGCCCAUGUCCAACCCAUUACCCCUGGAUCCCUGGCUGGCCUCGCCCAUGUCCAGUGCCACCCCCAUGCAUACUAUCCCUGGCUACAGGGCCCCAGGGCAGGGCCCUCACCUUCAGCCUGCCUACCCCAGCCACUCCCACAGCUUCCUCAACAGCCCCCCAGUACAUGGUGUGGUGCACCAGGGGAUGGUGCAAGGAAUGCAAGGGAGGCAAAGCAUGCAGUCAAUGGCUCCGCCUCCCUACCAGUGUCACCCUAGCUUCAAUGAUAACUACCCUAUGCAUGAGGAAGUGGAACGUAGCUCCAGCAUCACAGCGCUGAGGAUGAAGGCUAAGGAGCACCUUCAUUCAUUGGAUAAAACCUGGCAGCACAUGUGAUCCAUUGGAGAGGAGAUGGUCUGUAUGAAGGCUGUCAACACGUGAUUGUAAUCACAAAAACAACGACGUUGUGUAUAAAGAUGGUCUCUAUUUUCCUGGAUAUCAAUUGAAUAGGGGGGGCACACAUCCUGAUGGAGAGGAUAUGUGGCACCUUGUCAACUUGUUGAGUGACUUGUGAAAACAGAACUGAUAAAUAAAUUUAUCAUCAAGCUUUGAUGAACGAUUUAUACUCCGGAUUCAAUUGAACUCGCACUAUAGUGGUCUUGCGAUGGCGGGCUGGAUUGUUGACCAAUAUGUCCCCCUAUCAGUGGAAAGGGACAUAUUAGGGCCAGGAGUUUUCCUGACCAUGUGAGCUGACUACAAUAAGAAAUUCUCCUGGCCUAGAUGAGGCAAUAUUAUGACCUGACCAGAGAAAUCUCCUGGCCUAGAUGAGGCCGUAUGACCUGACCAGGGAAAACUCCUGGCCUAGAUGAGGCAGUAUGAGCUGAGGCAGUGACUCCUAAAAUGUUCUCAGAAGACUCAGUCCUGGCAGAUCGAGGUUGAGUUGAGAAAAUCCUCUAUCUUGGGUAAUCUGUCACGCCUGCUAAUUUGGUCGGACAACCGUACCACUUAACACCUAAUUAACAGUUUUUAAAGCGAUUCACCUCGGGUUAACAAUUGAUGGACAGCUGCCCUCAGAGUCUCCUUGAAACCCCUUAGAUCCUAUUCAAGGCCUGAUAGUCAGUCACAUCCUUUCCUCCUUUCCUUUCCUAAUUUCCUUUCCUCACCUUUCCUCCUUCUCUAUUCAUCUCCCACUGUUUUACUGAGAUGCUGCUAGAUUGUUAGUUUCUGCUCAUACACACACCACACUAGGAUUUAUACAUUAGAGUGCCUGACAGACUACUACAUGUGUGGUGGUGUACAGCGUUGGGGUUAACCUCUCUGGCACCAGUGGGACGGUAGCGUCCCACCUCGACAACAGCCAGUGAAAUUGCAGGGCGCCGAAUUCAAAACAACAGAAAUCCCAUAAUUAAAAUUCCUCAGACAUACAAGUAUUUUAUACCAUUUUAAAGAUGAACUUGUUCUAAAUCCAGCCACAGUGUCCGAUUUCAAAAAGGCUUUACGACGAAAGCACACCAAAUGAUUAUGUUAGAUCAGCACAUAGUCACAGAAAAACACAGCCAUUUUUCCAGCCAAAGAGAGGAGUCACAAAAAGCAGAAAUAGAGAUAAAAUGAAUCACUAACCUUUGAUGAUCUUCAUCAGAUGACACUCAUAGGACUUCAUGUUACAUGUAUGUUUUAUUCGAUAAAGUUCAUAUUUAUAUCCAAAAAUCGCAGUUUACAUUGGCGCAUUAUGUUCAGUAGUUCCAAAACAUCUGGUGAUUUUGCAGAGAGCCACAACAAUUUACAGAAAUACUCAUAAUAAACAUUGCUAAAAGAUACAAGUGUUAUGCAUGGAAUUUUAGAUCCACUUCUACUUAAUGCAACCGCUGUGUCAGAUUUAAAAGAAACUUUACGGAAAAAGCACACCAUGCAAUAAUCUGAGUACAGCGCUCAGACACAAAAACAAGCCAUACAGAUAUCCGCCAUGUUGUGGAGUCAACCUUAGUCAGAAAUAGCAUUAUAAAUAUUCACUUACCUUUGAUGAUCUUCAUCAGAAUGCACUCCCAGGAAUUCCAGUUCCACAAUAAAUGUUUGUUUUGUUUGAUAAAGUCCAUCUUUUAUGUCCAAAAACCUCCUUUUUGUUCGCGCAUUAGCCCAGUAAUCCAAAUUCACGAGGCGCGAUCACUAGGUCCAGGCAAAGUCAAAAAGUUCUGUUACAGUCUGUAGAAACAUGUCAAACGAUCAAUAAUGUUCCAACCGGAGAAUUCCUUUGUCUUCACAAAUGCAAUGGAACGCAGGUCGCUCUCACGUGUGAUCAGCUCAUGCCACACUGGCAGACCCCUGACUCAAUCAGCUCUCAUUCCCCCUCCUUCACAGUAGAAGCCUCAAACAAGGUUCUAAAGACUGUUGACAUCUAGUGGAAGCCUUAUAAAGUGCAAUAUGACCCCAUAGACACUGUAUAUUCGAUAGGCAAUGAGUUGAAAAACUACAAACCUCAGAUUUCCCACUUCCUGGUUGAAUUUUUUCUCAGGUUUUUGCCUGCCAUAUGAGUUCUGUUAUACUCACAGACAUCAUUCAAACAGUCUAUCCAAAUCUACUAAUUAUAUGCAUAUUCUAUCUUUUAUAGCUGAGUAGCAGGCAGUUUACUCUGGGCACCUUUUUAUCCAAGCUACUCAAUACUGCCCCCCAGUCCCAAAGAAGUUAAUUCCAUUUCAAUUCAGUCAAAUCCUAAUUUCCCGAAAUUCCAAAGCAUUGAGGAAAAUUUGAAAUGAAAUUUGAGUUUACUUCCUAAAUUCUCAAAAUGCAACCCAACCCUGUGCACUACCACACAUGUGAUAGUCUGUCAUAAAUCCUUCUAACACAUCCUAUUAGUUAGUGCUGCUUCUUGAUGUAUUGUUGACAACAGGGGAGGCAGGCAGUCUCUUCAUCUUAGUGCUGUUCUGUUUUUACAUGGCCUAAAGCGGUCAGCAGUACAAUAACUAAGCGUUUUCCCCGCCUCUGUUUCAGAGGAGUAAUGUAACCACUCUCAAGUUCAUAGACAGAGCUAUGGAUGCAAGUUUUCACCGUGUUUUGAGGCUAUAUAGUGUUUGUUUACAUUGACUUUGUUUACAAACGUUGGAGUAAAACAGUCUUAUAUUUUGGGUUCUGACGAGGUAUGGGAGUUGAACUAAGCUCAUUAGGAAUAAGAGAUAUCUUUUUUUGAAGAAUCAAUGGGUACAUAUCAUUAAUGUAUAAGUCCAAAAAUGGAUGUAGAAACUGCUGAUUGCCCCUUUAAGUGGCAGCAGUUACUAUAGGGCACGGCAAGUACAAGAGGGUGUUCUUUCUAUGCAUUAUGGUUAUUCGGAAAUGAGGGGUCACAUACUGAGUGCGUGCGUGCGUGUGUGUGUGUGUGUGUGUGUGUGUGUGUGUGUGUGUGUGUGUGUGUGUGUGUGUGUGUGUGUGUGUGUGUGUGUAGCCCCAGAAUGAGAGCUGCCUGCCUGUCUGAUGUAACACUUCAGUGGGUUGACUGAUUCAUUGUUCAGGACUAUUGAUUCUCCUCUUGGUCUGAAGCUCCUGGAACCAAAUGGUUAGAGAGGUUUAGAGGCUGGACUAACUAAUGGUCAUUAAAUCCACCAGAACAGGGUUGGGGUCAAUUCAAAUAAUAAUAAAACAAACUUUUAAACGUUUUGAUACACAUACACACAGCUUCUACUUUUCAGUCUAUUGAGAAGUCACUGAAAAUAUAUGCCCUUUGUUCAGUUUACUUCUUGUUUGACUGCCUUCAACCCUGCACCUAAAAUCCUGAGGAAAGCACCUUGCUGUUGAAACAUUGGUUAACUAGUAUUAAAUGUUUUACAUUUUAGCCAUAGAGUGUAGUUGCCUUAUUUUUCUCGUAAAACCCACCAAACCCUGGGCCCUCUUGUGGAGUUACAUCUGGAAAUAUAUCAAAAAUACGGAGAUCAACAUUAUGAUUUUAUAUUUUUUUAAAUAAAACAUUCAUGGGAUACUUCUUGAUACAUUCCUACACACAGAAGUGCAUUUUGUAUUUUUGUGGGUUAUCAUAGUUAGUAAAAGCCAAAGACUUUUUUUUUUUUUUACUGGACCCCCCCCCCCUAAAUCUAUUAAGUAUUUGUAAAACAUUGUCUAAUAUACACUGCGUGUACAAAUCAUUAAGAACACCUUCCUAAUAUUGAGAUGCACACCCACCUACAAGGUGUCGAAAGCGUUCCACAGGGAUGCUGGCCCACGUUGACUCUACAAGGUGUUGAAAGCAUUCCACAGGGAUGCUGGCCCACGUUGACUCCACAAGGUGUUGAAAGCGUUCCAUAGGGAUGCUGGCCCACGUUGACUCCACAAGGUGUUGAAAGCGUUCCACAGGGAUUCUGGCCCACGUUGACUCCAAUGUUUCCCAUUGUUGUCUCAAGUUGGCUGGAUGUCCUUUGGGUGGUGGACCAUUCUUUAUACACACAGGAAACUGUUGAGCGUGAAAAACCCCGCAGCAUUGCAGUCCUUGACACACUCAAACUAGUGCUCCUGGCACCUACUACCAUACCCAUUCAUAGGCAUUUACAGUUGAAGUCGGAAAUUUAAAUACACCUUAGCCAAAUAUUUUUCACAAUUCCUGACAUUUAAUCCGAGUAAAAAUGCCCUGUCUUAGGUCAGUUAGGAUCGCCACUUUAUUUUAAGAAUGUGAAAUGUCAGAAUAAUAAUAGAGAGAAUUAUUUAUUUCAGAUUUGAUUUCUUUCAUCACAUUCCCAGUGGGUCAGAAGUUUACAUACACUCAAAUAGUAUUUGGUAGCAUUGCCUUUAAAUUGUUUAACUUGGGUCAAACAUUUUGGGUAGCCUUCCACAAGCUUCCCACAAUAAGUUGGGUGAAUUAUGGCCCAUUCCUCCUGACAGAGCUGGUGUAACUGAGUCAGGUUUGUAGGCCUCCUUGCUCACACACGCUUUUUCAGUUCUGCCCACAAAUGUUCUAUACGAUUGAGGUCAGGGCUUUGUGAUGAUCACUCCAAUACAACUUUGUUGUCCUUAAGCCAUUUUGCCCCAACUUUGGAAGUAUGCUUGGGGUCAUUGUCCAUUUGGAAGACCCAUUUGCAACCAAGCUUUAACUUCCUGACUGAUGUCUUGAGAUGUUGCUUCAAUAUAUCCACAUCCUCCACCUUCCUCAUGAUGUCAUCUAAUGUGUGAAGUGCACCAGUCCCUCCUGCAGCAAAGCACCCCCACAACAUGAUGCUGCCACCCCCAUGCUUCACGGUUGGGAUGGUGUUCUUCGGCUUGCAAGCCUCCCCCUUUUUCCUCCAAACAUAACGAUGGUCAUUACGGCCAAACAGUUCUAUUUUUGUUUCAUCAGACCAGAGGACAUUUCUCCAAAAAGUAUGAUCUUUGCCCCCAUGUGCAGUUGCCAACCGUAGUCUGGCUUUUUUAUGGCGGUUUUGGAGCAGUGGCUGCUUCCUUGCUGAGCGGCCUUUCAGGUUAUGUCAAUAUAGGAUUCGUUUUUACUGUGGACAUAGAUACUUUUGUACCUGUUUCCUCCAGCAUCUUCACAAGGUCCUUUGCCGUUGUUCUAGGAUUGAUUUGCACUUUUCGCACCAAAGUAUGUUUAUCUCUAGGAGACAGAACGCAUCUCCUUCUUGAGCUGUAUGCGGUCCCAUGGUGUUUAUACAUGCGUACUAUUGUUUGUACAGAUGAACGUGGUACCUUCAGGCAUUUGGAAAUUGCUCCUAAGGAUGAGCCAGACUUGUGGAGGUCUACAUUUCUUUUGGAGGUCUUGGCUGAUUUCUUUUCAUUUUCCCAUGAUGUGAAGCAAAGAGGCACUGUUUGAAGGUAGGCCUUGAAAUACAUCCACAGGUACACCUCCAAUUGACUCAAAUGAUGUCAAUUCACAAAUCAGAAGCUUAGUGUAUGUACUUCUGACCCACUGGAAUUGUGAUUAAGUGAAAUAAUUUUUCUGUAAACAAUUGUUGGAAAAAUGACUUGUGUCAUGCACAAAGUAGAUGUCCUAACCGACUUGCCAAAACUAUAGUUUGUAAACAAGAAAUUUGUGGAGUGGUUGAAAAACGAGUUUUAAUGACCCCGACCUAAGUGUAUGUGAACUUCUGACUUCAACUGUAAAUGUUUUGUCUUGCCCAUUCACCCUUUGAAUGGCACACAUACACAAUCCAUCUCUCAAGGCUUAAAAAUCUUUAACCUGUCUCCUCCCCUUCAUCUACACUGAUUAAAGUGGUUUAAAAAGGUGAUAAGGGAGCAUAGCUUUCACCUGGGUUCACCUGGUCAGUCUAUGUCAUGGAAAGAGCAGGUGUUCUUAAUGUUUUGUAAACUCGGUGUACUGUUCAACUUGAUUCUCUGUUCAGUCAUUUGUAAUGCAUUUUCUGUGCUGUACCUUGAAUUCAUUUAUUUACAUUUUGACAUUAUUUGUGUUGUAUUUAGAUUCAAUGUUCUUUGAUUGUAAUAAAAACACACUAGAAACAGUGUGACAGAAGUU
Molecule: messenger RNA, 7432 nt
Organism: Oncorhynchus nerka (sockeye salmon)
Lineage: Eukaryota; Metazoa; Chordata; Actinopteri; Salmoniformes; Salmonidae
Product: retinal homeobox protein Rx1-like
Exons: 4
Coding region: 355-1389 (344 amino acids)
Biological process (GO): positive regulation of transcription by RNA polymerase II
Molecular function (GO): DNA-binding transcription factor activity, RNA polymerase II-specific; RNA polymerase II cis-regulatory region sequence-specific DNA binding
Source: RefSeq, a predicted model, not a curated record